AACUUUGUCCCUUCAUUAUUUGAGCUCCAUAUCGCUACUGCCCAGUCGCGCUACGUUUAGAGCGAGAGAAAGAGGGAGAGAAUUCAGACUUUUAUUGUGACUCCGUAGUAGGCCACAGCACAACAGAAUAUUUAGUUGUUGUGUGCGAAUUAGUUGUUUAUCGAUUUGAUACAUAAUAUUUGACUGCGAGUUUUGGUUGCAGUUCUGAAAUCGGGGAGUGUCGUGGCGGGUGGAAAUCAGGUUUGAGGAAUCAGUGGGAUGUGUUGAUCUGUUCAUGAGCGCAGCGCAUUCUUCCGAAAGAAGGCUGCACCUCACCAACCCAUAACAGCACGUUUAACCGCGGAGCUAAGAUGAAACCACCCCUGUUCCUGCUCUGGGAGACUGGGCUAGCUCUCUCUCUGCUCUACUCCACUGCACAGUGUGGAGCGACCCAGAGCCAGACCCAGGGUGCCGUGUUCCUGCCUGAGUUUGCUCUGUCCCCUCAGGGAAGUUUCCUGGAGGACGCUACCGAGGACCAGUUCCUUACCUACAGAUAUGACGACCAGGCGUCUCGUAUGACUGGAUCAGAUGAGGACGGGGACAGUGGCUGGGAUGCAUGGGGCACCUGGAGCGACUGCUCACGCACCUGUGGAGGAGGGGCCUCUUACUCUCUACGCAGGUGUCUCAACGGAGGGAACUGUGAAGGCAAGAAUAUCCGCUACAGAAGGUGCAGUAACAUGGACUGUCCCGUCGAGUCGGGAGACUUCCGAGCCCAGCAGUGCUCUGCCCACAAUGACAUCAGGUACCAGGGCAUGGUCUACGAGUGGAUUCCCGUGCCCUAUGAACCCUCGGCUGCGUGUGCCCUGCGGUGCCAGGCGCGGGGGAGGAGCCUAACGGUGGAGCUGGCGCCUAAGGUUCUAGACGGAACACGUUGCCGGGCCGACGCCCUGGAUAUGUGCAUCAGUGGGGUCUGUCAGGAGGUGGGCUGUGACAGACAGCUGGGCAGUGGUGCCAGGGAAGACAACUGCGGUGUGUGUGCCGGCGACAGUUCUACUUGUCGGCUGGUCCGGGGCCAGGCGCUGCCUCACGUCUCACCGGAAGAACGUUUACAACUGCUGUGA
This is a messenger RNA of Salvelinus namaycush (lake trout), 1100 nucleotides long. RefSeq names its product ADAMTS-like protein 3. The record is from RefSeq and is a predicted model, not a curated record. Gene Ontology annotation, cellular component: extracellular matrix. Gene Ontology annotation, molecular function: metalloendopeptidase activity. The transcript is spliced from 8 exons. Gene Ontology annotation, biological process: extracellular matrix organization. Bases 351 to 1100 code for a protein of 249 amino acids. Lineage: Eukaryota; Metazoa; Chordata; Actinopteri; Salmoniformes; Salmonidae.